Molecule: messenger RNA, 1530 nt
Organism: Fonsecaea multimorphosa CBS 102226
Lineage: Eukaryota; Fungi; Ascomycota; Eurotiomycetes; Chaetothyriales; Herpotrichiellaceae
Exons: 1
Coding region: 1-1530 (509 amino acids)
Biological process (GO): box C/D snoRNP assembly
Cellular component (GO): nucleus
Molecular function (GO): metal ion binding; RNA binding
Source: RefSeq, a predicted model, not a curated record
AUGUCAAGCCAGCCAUUUUCCUUCCCUCCUCCGCCUCCACCUCCUCCCAAGCGAUCGGAAGGCGCUUACCAGCAGAACCAAACCUUUCAGAACGGCCGAGGCUUAUUUCGAGGCGGUCGUUCUUACAGAGGACAUGCAAGAGGGGGCCGUGGAGGAUAUGGAAGCAAUCGUCCAGGACCGACUCCAUCGUCCACAGCGUACGGUCAGAAUCGGCUACAGAAACCGUUGAAUAAUGGUGCACAAAGGGGGAACUUUCUCAAUGGUCCCCAGAAGCGGGAUCACAGUACUGCAUUUGCCCCAGGGCAUCAGCAUCGCCCGCGUCCUACAGCUGCGCCCGCGGUACCUAGCUUUAAUGCCUCGAUCGAACACCUGCUGGCGCGCGGACCAUCCGUCGAUCAAAAUAGCCAGAAACCACCCGAGCCCCACAAAGUAGAGCCCAGGAAACAUAAUGUUCUCGGAUUGACUCCUGCAAAGUUUGACCGAGAUUCCGAUCCAGAAGACGACGAAGAUGAAGAACAGCGCCUGGCGAACAAAGCGUCAUCGGGCGUGGGUGGUUACAUAUUCGAAUACAACGGAAAUCCUCUCGCUCUACGGACUCGACAAGAGAUAUUGACUUGGCUUGCGGAAAGGAAACGGCGCUACCCAACACAAGCAAGGGUAGCGGUGGCAAAGAAGGAGGCGGAAGAGAAGAAGCGAAAACGGGAGGAGGAACAGAAGGCGAAACGGGAGGCUAGGGAAGAAGUUCAGGCCAAAAGAGAGCAAGAAAGAGCCGAAAGACUCAAAGCCAUCGCAAAAGCGAAACAGCGACAAGAACAAGACCGGAUCUUGCAGAGUGGCGAGGAGACCGCAAAUACAGAUAAUGUUGCCGCUCGGGCAAAAUUAAAGGCUGACAAGCUACGAAAGAGAGCUCUCAAAGCGCAAUUGGAGUUGGAAAGAGCGGAAGAAGCAUUGCGGCUUGCCGAGAUGAAGGAGGUCACAUUGAAAUCCUCGAGUAGCGCCACGAUACCCAGUCCACAUCCUACCACCGAAGCCGUCGACGUCUCGGCCAACUCGGAUGCCACAGACUCAGAUGCCACUUCAUCCUCUGGUUCGUCCACGAGUUCUGGUUCAGAUUCCGACACAGAUUGCGGUGCUAGGUCUGAUUCAGAUUCGAUUCCUGAAGUAACGAGCGCCAAACAGGCGUCUCGUGCUCAGGCGUCUCUUCCGCCGGCAUCACGGUCUGCAAGACCUCAAGCACCCCAACUCUGCAAACACUUUGUUAAGUACAAAACUUGCAAAUGGGGGUCAAGCUGUCGCUAUUCGCAUGACACGACUCGAAAGGGCGGCAGAAGCGACCCUGUGGCACCCACGAGUCAGCAUAAACACCCUACAACCACUGCUGCCGGCAACGUGAGGAGGAAAGGAUUGUGGCAGGUCAUGGUGGAUCAGGAGCGAGAAGAGAGUAGGAAGCGCCUGCUAGGUGCCAUCGUAGCCCUGGGAGAAAGGGGACUGCUUGGGAGUCCGUCACAGAAGGUAGACGGCACUGGAUAG